Molecule: messenger RNA, 1386 nt
Organism: Clupea harengus (Atlantic herring)
Lineage: Eukaryota; Metazoa; Chordata; Actinopteri; Clupeiformes; Clupeidae
Product: B-cell receptor CD22-like
Exons: 6
Coding region: 90-1364 (424 amino acids)
Source: RefSeq, a predicted model, not a curated record
UCUCAUUUCAGUCAGCCGAGAAGAUUCUGGAACUUACUCCUGUGCUGUGAAAGGAAAAGACAACCUCAUCAGUUCUUCAUUACCCGUAGAUGUCAGAUGUAUGUGCACAAAUUCACUCUCUGCAGUGUUUAAGUCACACAAAUGCGAUGAAAAUGACAUGUGCUUUCUUCACAGAUCCUCCAGAGAAUACUUCAGCAUACGUUUGUCCUCCUGGUGAAACAUCAGAAGGCAGCUCGGUGACCCUGGUGUGCAGCAGUGAUGCCAACCCACCCGUGCACACAUACACCUGGUACCAGAAGACCAGGACUGGACAUGUGUGGAUAGGAUCAGGAGGACAGAAUUACACCAUCACCAACGUCAGCUCUGAACACAGUGGGGACUACUACUGCAGUGCUAGAAACAUGCUUAAUGGAGCUAUUUCUGCCAUGUUAAAACUAGAUGUAAAAUAUCCCCCAAGGAGUCCUCAAACUGUUCUCCGUCCCGCUGGUGAUCUAGUGGAGGGCAGCAGCAUGACUCUGACCUGCAGCAGUGAGGCCCACCCGCCCGUGCACACAUACACAUGGUACCGGGGGAGAGGGGCUGACAGCAGGAGGGUAGGAGGAGGACAGAACUACAGCACGUCAAACAUGACUUACGGACACAGUGGGGAGUACCACUGUCAGGCAGAAAAUCUCAAAGGGUCGAGGAAUUCCACAACUGUCUUUGUAGAUGUUUUAUAUCCCCCCAGGAACGUCUCUCUGUCUGUCAGCUCUGUUGAUGGUUCCAUCACUCUGACCUGUACCAGCGAUGCCAACCCACCAGUGCAGAACUACACCUGGCACAGGACGACUGGAGCGGACACCUCACCGAGAUUCAUGGAGACGACUGGAGCGGACAGCUCACAGAGAGGCACAGGGAGACGUUUAACACUGGAAGCAGCAGAAAGUGGGAUUUACUAUUGUGAGGCCAUGAAUGAAGUAGGAGCAUCCAGGUCCAACCUGCUCCCCAUAUCAGAGAAAUAUACUGCUGGGAAGUAUGCAGUGGUUGUUGUAAUCGUGGCAAUUGGAGCGCUUAUUGUUAUUUCCAGUAUUUGGUUGAGCAGAAAGAAACAUCUCAGGGUAACUGAAAUCACAGAGGGCACGGACGACAGUGAACAGGAUGGCUCAAGUCCCGUGUAUGUCAAUGUUUCAAGAAUGGCCAUGGCCUCUGACCCCAAGAAGGACAGAGCAGACACCGAGAAUGAAAUCCUCUACAGCAGUGUGCAUUUCAAACAACGUGACAAACAGGAAGUGUCUUUUAACUCCACACUCCAAAACCCAAAGCUCCACCCACCAGAGGAUGACAAUGAAGCAUUGUACUGCACAGUUAAAUUCCAUCAACCAUGACACGAGCUGCAGAACAUGACCA